This is a messenger RNA of Pyrgilauda ruficollis (rufous-necked snowfinch), 3098 nucleotides long. Its product is annotated as serine/threonine-protein kinase TNNI3K. Gene Ontology annotation, molecular function: ATP binding; protein kinase activity; protein binding. The transcript is spliced from 24 exons. NCBI's taxonomy places the organism in Eukaryota, Metazoa, Chordata, Aves, Passeriformes, Passeridae. Gene Ontology annotation, biological process: protein phosphorylation. The coding region runs from base 94 to 2568 and encodes 824 amino acids. The record is from RefSeq and is a predicted model, not a curated record.
ACAAGUAUUUUUCAGCAGGACUGUCACUGCCCCAGAACAGGGAAUCAUAUUACUGCAAGAACUUUGCUGAAACAAAGAAGAUAAAUUGGACAAAUGGGAAAUUAUAAAUCUAGACCAACCCAGACUUGCACGGAUGAAUGGAAGAAGAAAGUCAGUGAAUCCUAUGCCACAGUCACGGAGCGGCUGGAGGACGACCUGCAAAUCAAGGAAAAGGAGCUGGCAGAGUUAAAGCAUGUUUUCAGCUCGGAUGAAGCCUUCUGCAAAGUCAACCUGAAUUACCGCACGGAGAACGGGCUCUCGCUGCUGCACCUGUGCUGCGUGUGUGGGGGCAACAAAUCCCACAUCAGAACUCUCAUGCUGAAAGGGCUGCGCCCAUCCAGACUAACAAGAAAUGGAUUUACAGCUCUGCACUUGGCAGCUUAUAAGGACGACGCGGAGCUGCUGACGGCGCUGCUGCACGGCGGGGCCGACAUCCAGCAGGUCGGGUACGGCGCGCUGACCGCCCUGCACGUCGCCACCAUCGCCGGCCACCGCAAGGCUGUGGACAUCCUGCUGCAGCACGGGGCCUACGUGAACGUGCAGGAUGCCGUGUUCUUCACGCCGCUGCACAUCGCUGCCUACUGCGGCCACGAGCAGGUAACCCACCUGUUACUGAAGUUUGGAGCCGAUGUGAAUGCGAGUGGUGAAGUUGGGGACAGACCUCUCCACCUGGCUGCUGCCAAGGGCUUUCUCAACAUCACAAAGCUUUUGAUGGAAGAGGGAAGCAAAGCUGAUGUGAAUGCUCAGGACAACGAAGAUCAUGUGCCUCUGCACUUCUGCUCUCGGUUUGGGCACCAUGAUAUUGUGAAGUUCUUACUGCAGAGCAGCUUCGAGGUGCAGCCCCACGUGGUGAAUAUCUAUGGAGACACACCUCUGCACCUUGCCUGUUACAAUGGGAAGUUUGAAGUUGUCAAGGAAAUAAUUCAGCUCUCAGGAACAGAAAGUCUCACUAAAGAAAAUAUAUUCAGUGAAACAGCUUUCCACAGUGCUUGCACCUAUGGAAAGAACAUAGAACUUGUCAAGUUUCUUCUUGACCAGAAUGUUGUAAGCAUCAAUCAUCAGGGGAGAGAUGGGCACACAGGAUUGCACUGUGCUUGCUACCAUGGCCACAUUCGCCUUGUGCAGUUCUUGCUGGAUAAUGGAGCUGAUAUGAAUCUUGUAGCUUGUGAUCCCAGCAGGUCCAGUGGAGAAAAGGAUGAGCAGACCUGUCUGAUGUGGGCUUAUGAGAAAGGUCACGAUGCAAUUGUGACCCUCCUGAAGCAUUACAAGAGACCUCAGGAUGAAUCCCCCUGCAACGAAUACUCCCAGCCUGGAGGAGACGGCUCCUACGUGUCAGUGCCAUCCCCGCUGGGGAAGAUUAAAAGCAUGACAAAAGAAAAGGCUGAUGUGCUCCUCCUCCGAGCUGGUUUGCCGUCACACUUCCACCUGCAGCUCUCUGAGAUAGAGUUCCACGAGAUCAUUGGCUCAGGGUCUUUUGGAAAAGUCUAUAAGGGACGAUGUAGAAAUAAAAUUGUUGCAAUCAAACGUUACCGAGCCAACACCUACUGCUCCAAGUCUGACGUGGACAUGUUCUGCCGCGAGGUUUCCAUCCUGUGCCGCCUGAACCAUCCCUGCGUCAUCCAGUUCGUGGGAGCCUGCCUGGAUGACCCCAGCCAGUUUGCCAUUGUCACCCAGUACAUCUCUGGGGGAUCGCUCUUCUCCCUGCUCCAUGAGCAGAAGAGAAUUCUUGAUCUGCAGUCUAAAUUAAUCAUUGCUGUAGAUGUGGCCAAAGGCAUGGAGUACCUCCACAAUCUCACGCAGCCCAUCAUACAUCGGGAUCUGAACAGUCACAAUAUUCUCCUGUAUGAGGAUGGUCAUGCAGUAGUCGCUGAUUUUGGAGAAUCUCGAUUUCUGCAAUCCCUGGAUGAAGACAACAUGACAAAACAACCUGGGGUUUGUUUCUUUUGUUUCUUUGAAUGUUCACACCAUCCCAGCUAUCAAUGUGGGCCAGGAUGGGUGACUCCGGGUGCUGACGGGUGUCUCUGGCUGUGCCCUGCAGCGGCAGCAGCAGCAGACAUGGCUUAUCACCACAUCCGCCCCCCCAUCGGCUACUCCAUCCCCAAGCCCAUCUCUGCCUUGCUGAUGAGGGGCUGGAACGCCUGUCCUGAGGGCAGACCAGAGUUUUCAGAAGUUGUCACAAAGUUAGAGGAGUGUCUGUGCAAUAUUGAGUUAAUGUCUCCGGCCUCCAGCAACAGCAGCGGGUCCCUGUCUCCCUCGUCCUCCUCGGACUGCCUGGUGGCCCGCGGUGGCCCUGGGCGCAGCCACGUGGCCGCGCUGCGCUCGCGCUUCGAGCUGGAGUACGCCGUCAACGCGCGGGCCUACGCGGCCUGGGCGCAGCGCACUGGGCAACCCCCGUCUCAGGGCCUGUCUCUGGAUGACAUGAGAAGGAACUUCCAGUACCCACCCGUGGACAAAAACGGGUACGUGUCCGACCCCUUGAGCACCAUGAGGUUCCACUCCUGCAGCAGCAGCUUGGAGGACAGCAGCUGAGGGAGGGAGCAUCCCCCAGCCCGGCCACCACCACAGAACCCUGAGUGUCACACUGACAUCCCCGGACUGAGCAGCUUAAUGUUGUUGACAGAUGUCCCUGUCCUGCAUUCUGCUCCUGCAUCUCCCUCAGCUGAUCACCCCGUGCCCUGCAGCAGCAGCUCUGACCAUGGGGCAUUUAAAAAGAGAACAGAGGCAGGGCAGCAGAAGUUGAACUCUUCCUCUAGAAGCAAUUACAGAAUUAAUCACACUGGUAUUUUCUGGGGUCUUUUUUCAAAUUAACAAAAGUUAUCUGUAAGACUGUCUGGCUGAGCAGGAAUCAGUAUUUCCCACUGAUGGCAGGGUUCUGUGGUGUUAUUGAGGAUGUUGUUUUUCUCCAGCCAUGAUCCCUGAAGCAGGCCUGCAAAGAGGCCUCAAGCAGUGUGGCAGACAUGAGCUAGGACUGCAUGGUGGGCUCUGAUAAUGCUUCAAUGACACACCUGUCAUUGCUUCAAUAGUGCUAAAGCAAUAAAAAUGGGGAAGAUUUCACUAAG